AUGAGCGGUACAAAGUGCAGCAGCAGGGCUUGGACAGUUGCGGCGGCCAGCGUCGGGGCCGUAGAGGCGCUGAAGGACCAAUUGGGGUUUUGCAGGUGGAACCACGCCAUAAGGUCUGUCCACAACAAUGCCAAGAGCAAUGUUACGAGGUCGUCAAUUGGGCAAGCCAAGACAAAGCUUCAAAAUGAUGUUGGUCCGUCGGAUAAAAGGCUCGGAGAAUCCGAGGAGUCUCUUAGGACAGUCAUCUACUUGAGCUGCUGGGGUCCUAACAAUUAG
Molecule: messenger RNA, 276 nt
Organism: Striga hermonthica
Lineage: Eukaryota; Viridiplantae; Streptophyta; Magnoliopsida; Lamiales; Orobanchaceae
Source: the annotation of a GenBank genome assembly